Messenger RNA from Varanus komodoensis (Komodo dragon), 461 nucleotides. RefSeq names its product lymphotactin-like. The record is from RefSeq and is a predicted model, not a curated record. Gene Ontology annotation, biological process: cellular response to type II interferon; inflammatory response; positive regulation of ERK1 and ERK2 cascade. The coding region runs from base 67 to 393 and encodes 108 amino acids. The transcript is spliced from 3 exons. Gene Ontology annotation, molecular function: CCR chemokine receptor binding; chemokine activity. NCBI's taxonomy places the organism in Eukaryota, Metazoa, Chordata, Lepidosauria, Squamata, Varanidae. Gene Ontology annotation, cellular component: extracellular region.
AUAAAAGGCUGCUGAAAGAGGCCCUAAAUUACUUCUACUUCCAUCACCUUAAGAGAAGGAUCUACCAUGAAAGUCUACGUGGCAGCCAUUCUGGCCAUUUGCCUUCUUGAGAACUUUGAUGUGUGGAUUAUCAGAGGAACUGCUGGGUCACAAACCAUGGCACUGAGCUCCUGUGUAGAUUUGAAACCAACAGAAAUAAACAUCCGAAGAAUUGCUGGUUAUGAAACACAAACCAGACCAAUAAAAGCUGUGAUAUUCAUAACCAAAAGUGGUGUCAAGGUCUGUGUGCCAGGUGAACUUCCAUGGGUAAAGAAAGCCAUCAAGAAGUUGAACCAAAAUAAGGCUAAAAAGCAAAGAAGAAUUACAACUAGACCUAAGGCUGUGAGCAGCUAAGCUAUCAUCACUGGUAGCUGCUCAUAAUGACUGCUUACUGUUGACCAGAAAUAAAGUUUCUGAAUUGG